GCAGCUGCGGACGUCGUUAAGAAGCGGAGCGGACACCGGGCGGACGGUACGCGGCAUCCAUGGCCCCAGCGGCGGCGAAGUGAAGAAUGGGCUCCGCGGCGUCGCAGCCAUGGCCAGAUCCAGCACCAACAGAAGCGCCGACGGGGGGGAGUCACGGGUGAGCACCGGGACCGCGGACCGGGGAGAGGCGCGAGACCUGGCCGAGCCCCGGGAACUGUCUCUGGAGGCGGUGCUGAAGUCCUACGAGCAGCCCAUCAACGAGGAGCAGGCAUGGGCAGUGUGCUACCAGUGCUGCAGCGGGCUCCGGCUGCCCCGCCCGCCCCCGGACGACCGAGUGAGCCGGGUGAAGGACCCGUCCUCCAUCCUCCUGCACCGGGACGGAACCGUGUCGUUACAGCGCGAGGCUCGACCCAACGAUGACACAGAUGGACCUCCUCUUCCUCCUGCUGCUGAGUGUCAGCUGGUCCAGACGCUGGGCGUGGCCAUCUACCGGGCCCUGGACUGGGGUCUGGACGACAGCGAGGAGCGGGAGCUCAGCCCUCAGCUGGAACGCCUCAUCGAACGCAUGGCGGGGGACGGGCAGGGUGGCGAAAGCGGCAGCUCGGCGGCCAACGGAACCACAGACGAGGGCUACAGCGGACAGGAGGAAGAGGAGGAGGAGGAGGAAGAGGGAGCAGUGAGGCCGGUGUGUACGUUCCGCCAGGUCAUGGCCAUGUGCGCGUCUCGAUUGGCCAAUCCCAGCCUGGCGCCAGAGCAUUACCAGGCCGUCUGCAGGGCGCUGUUCCUGGAGACGCUGGAGCUGCAGACCUUCCUCAUCAAGAUCAGAGACGCUAAAGAGAUGCUGAAGAAGAUCACGACAGAGGAGGCAGUGGAGGACCGGUCCACGGCUGAACUGGACGCCCUCAAACACAGAGACUGGGCGCGUCUGUGGGUGCAGCUGAUGAAGGAGCUCCGUCAGGGCGUGAAGCUGAAGAAGGUGCAGGAGCAGCCGUUCAACCCGCUGCCCACCGAGUUCAGCCUCACACCGUUCGAGAUGCUGAUGCAGGACAUAAGGGCGCGGAAGUUCCAGCUCCGCAAAGUUAUGGUGGAUGGUGAUAUUCCAACCAGAGUGAAGAGAAAUGCCCAUGAGCUGAUACUGGACUUCAUCAGAUCCAGACCUCCACUCAAACCAGUGUCUGAGCGCUGCCUCCCCCCUCCUCCCCCCCAGCAGCAGUCGCUCCAUGACCUGGUCCUCGCUGAGAUUAAACAGGAGAGAAAGCUCCGGCCCGUGACCCCGUCCAAGUCCAGACCGUUUGGCUCUCUGCCCUGCCUGGCUCAGACCUGCCCCUGUAACGUCAAAUCCACAUCGUGCAUCGACCUGUCCGUCUCGGAGCCCGGGCCCCGCCCAUCGUCCCGCCCCCGCAUCCUCCUCAAAGCCCCGACUCUGGCCGAGAUGGAGGAGAUGAACAUAUCUGAGGAGGAGGAGUCUCCAGACGGCGGCGGCGAGCUGAGGAGGACUGAGAGUUCUCCGACACCCCUGAAGAGAGACCGGUCCUUCUCCGAACACGACCUGGCUCUGCUCCGCGGGGAGAUGCUGUCGGAGUCAGUCCAUCUGGGGGGGGUGAAGCUGAGGGGGGAGAGACCACGGGCCAGGACGCUGACGGGGGCCGGACCGCCACUCAAUCACAGAGCCUCCUUCCCGGUUCAUGGCUGGGUCCCGCCCUCUCCGGCCCGUCUGUCACUCAGCUCCGUCGACGAGACAACGGAAGGAUAUGAACCCACGUCAGGAUCCAGAACUGGAGACGAGCACCAGUGGAUGGACGAGUUCAGCCAUCCCGUGGAGAGUCUGGCCUUAACAGUCGAUGAGGUCAUCAACGUGCGCCGAGUUCUGGUCAAAGCAGAGAUGGAGAAGUUUCUUCAGAGCAAAGAACUGUACAACAACCUGAAGAAAGGAAAGGUUUGUUGCUGCUGCAGAGUGAAGUUCCCUCUGUUUUCUUGGCCGUCCACCUGCUUACUGUGUAAAAGAUCUGUGUGUGGAUCCUGCAGUGCAAAGAUGAAGAUUCCCUCUAAGAAGAUGGCCCACAUUCCUGUGUACACUGUGGGCUUCCACGGCACGCCGAAGAACCACGGACACAGGAGCCAAGUCUAUAAGUCGUUGCGUAGCCUCUCCCGCCGCUCCGUGGAGGAGGAGUUUCCCCACCUUUACGCCCACGGCUGCACGCUGAGAGACGUCUGCGCCGAAUGCACCAAGUUUGUGGCCGAUGUCAUUUCAUCCAGUCGUCGAAGCCUGGACAUCCUUAACAACACUCCUAAGAGGGAGGCCAAAGCUGCUGCUGCUGCUGCUGCUGCUGCCGCUGCUCAGAGACCGCCGCCGCUGCCACCCCCCCGUUCACCCCACCCACCCCCACAGCCCCACCGGCUACAACAGCAGCUCCACGCGUCGUCCACGCCGUCGGCUUCACCACAGCUCCACAACAAAACCAUCACCAGAGUGAAGGAAUAAGGGGACGGACAGAGCUGUAACCCUGUCACACAUAUGCACAACGGUAUCACCACGCACACAAACACUAGUGUUAACAAGGGGUUAGUGCAGGGGUGUCAAACAUACGACCCAAAACUGGCCUGCCAAAGGGUCCAGUCCAACCCAAGGGAUGGGUCUAUGAAAUGCACAUUCAGUCCAGUUUGAUUCCACGCGGAUCAGACCAGUGAAAUAAUAGAAUAAUAUCCUAUUUAUAAUCACAACUCCCAAGUUUUUCUCUUUAAAAAAAGGAAAAUUACACCAAAACGUUUACUUUUACAACCUAUCGUUUCACAAAAAAUCUGAAUAACCUGAACGAACAUGAACAUGAAAUGACUUCUAGACAUUUUUUUAGGUUGAGAAAUAAUGAGGAAAAUGAGAAAAA
Sphaeramia orbicularis (orbiculate cardinalfish) is the source of this 2882-nucleotide messenger RNA. RefSeq names its product spire-type actin nucleation factor 2 (gene spire2). Lineage: Eukaryota; Metazoa; Chordata; Actinopteri; Kurtiformes; Apogonidae. Gene Ontology annotation, biological process: actin filament polymerization; polar body extrusion after meiotic divisions; cleavage furrow formation. Gene Ontology annotation, molecular function: actin binding; microtubule binding. The coding region runs from base 110 to 2482 and encodes 790 amino acids. Gene Ontology annotation, cellular component: cell cortex; cytoplasmic vesicle membrane. The record is from RefSeq and is a predicted model, not a curated record. The transcript has 15 exons.